UCAAAAAGAUUAAAAUCCUUAUAAAGGCUCUUCAGAGCAGAAGAUUCCUUAAGAUUGCCAUGCAUUCCUCCCCCUGAGUUUGUCACAACUGCACAAAGCCCUGUGAAUCAAACUGGAGAAUUUAGGUGCAGUUUUGUGACAAAAGUGUGAUUUUCAGUGUUAGGAUUUCUGGCCUUGGUGGGAAGGUUGUGUGGGAGAUGUUACAGAAUUUGCAAGAACUGUCAAUAUUGGUGUCCUAGGUGCUGGGACACCAAUAUUGAUUGCCUAGCCAGUGUGUGCAGGUGUAUCGGCCAGCUGUUUCCCCCUUUCUCACCAUGCUCAUUCUUACAGUCUUGGAAAUCUCUGCAAUUCCUACCUCCUCUUCUCUGCCUCACACCUCAGUUUGAUAAUUGAUUUUUUUUUUUUCUCUUGACCUGCCUGAAAUUGUUUUGUUUUUUUUUUUUUUUUUGAGAUCUCUUAUCUUUGGAUUAAUUACAGCUAAUACUCAGACAAAACAACAGAAAGCCCCAGACUGUAUACUUUGUACAGGAGUCCUAAAGAUAGGAAGGCAAAGCUGUGGGGACCCUUAGUCACAGUGGAUGGCUGUGGUUUGGUGUUACAAAUAGCUGAUGGUGCUGGAAUGGCAUGGGGUAACUGCUUUAAACUGGGCAGUGAAAGCAGAUCACUAAUGAUUUGGUUUGUGUAUCCAGUCCACUGUUCAAUACACUGGGGCAGCAUAUGGAGGAACUUUGCAAAGCUGAUUUGUGAUUAUUUUACCGAUUAGUAAUGUUAUCACAGUGGUGCUGUAAGAAUGACUACAGUACUGUGAACACAAACUAUUUGUUAGAGUUUUUAAAAUAUUUUGCAGUUGACUUUGAAAAACAUUUCUAAGGUUUGCUGCUUUCUGUUGGGAGUUAUUUCUAACCUUUUUAAUAUUCUCUGAAGAAAUAACUGGGAGGAUUUGUUUUAUGUGUUUUAACAGUAGAUUGUAUGCUUUCAUGCUGAACUUAAUAUUUGAGAAAUUUUUAUGUACUCUUUCUGAAGAAAGAUUUGUGACACAUAAGUAGCUCUGUGCAGAGGGACAUGUUUGCAGUGUUUUAAGCAUAUAGGUUUAUCAGAAUAGAUUUAUCAUAAAAUUUCUUGAUGUUAAACCACUUUUCUUGUACCUUUUAAUCUUUAUCUCAAACCAUCCCUAGAACUUUAAGGAUUUGGAGCAGGAAGUAAGAAAAGAAAUGAUAAAUCAAAAAGCAAGAAUAGUUUUCCAGUCAGACACGUGAGACUUCUUCCUCUUGAAGACCUUGUCAGGUUUGACCAGGAUAUAAGGGACACUUUCACCUGAUAGAAUGGAUGAACAGUCACAAGGCAUGCAGGGGCCUACUGCUCCACCAUUUCAGCCACAGAAAGCGUUGCGACCCGACAUGGGCUAUAACACACUUGCCAAUUUCCGAAUAGAGAAAAAGAUUGGCCGUGGGCAGUUCAGUGAAGUCUACAGAGCAACCUGCCUGUUGGAUGGGGUACCCGUGGCUCUGAAGAAGGUUCAGAUAUUUGAUUUAAUGGAUGCCAAAGCCCGUGCUGACUGCAUCAAAGAAAUAGAUCUUCUUAAGCAACUGAAUCAUCCAAAUGUAAUUAAAUAUUAUGCCUCAUUCAUUGAAGACAAUGAACUGAACAUAGUGUUGGAAUUAGCUGAUGCCGGAGAUCUCUCUAGAAUGAUAAAGCAUUUUAAGAAACAGAAGAGGUUGAUUCCUGAAAGAACAGUUUGGAAGUACUUUGUUCAGCUUUGCAGUGCCUUGGAACAUAUGCAUUCUCGUCGUGUUAUGCAUCGAGAUAUAAAGCCAGCUAAUGUGUUCAUUACAGCUACAGGGGUAGUAAAGCUUGGAGACCUUGGACUUGGUCGAUUUUUCAGCUCCAAAACCACAGCUGCACAUUCUUUAGUUGGUACACCUUAUUAUAUGUCUCCAGAGAGAAUACACGAAAAUGGUUACAACUUCAAAUCUGACAUCUGGUCUCUAGGCUGUCUGCUGUAUGAGAUGGCUGCACUGCAGAGUCCCUUUUAUGGUGAUAAAAUGAACUUGUACUCCCUGUGCAAGAAGAUAGAACAGUGUGACUACCCACCUCUCCCUUCAGAUCACUAUUCAGAGGAACUGCGACAAUUAGUUAAUAUGUGCAUCAACCCGGAUCCAGAGAAGCGACCAGACAUAACCUAUGUCUAUGAUGUAGCGAAACGUAUGCAUGCACACACUGCGAGCAGCUAAACAGACAUCAGAUCAUGAAGACAAAAGCAGAAAUAACCAAGUAUUUUGAGCAAAUCAUCCCACCUCUGUGUGUAUUACUGAAAUGUAAUUAUUUGAAGCUUACUGUUGUGCUUUGAAUUGUAAACCAAUUUAUAUACAAGCUUUGUUGUUUUCUGUUCAUUUCUAUUUUUUGUAUUUUUUACUAACUUGCAGUUUUACAACAGAUUUAAAUAUGUAAAGUAUAUAAGAUACCAAGAACCACUGUUUUCCGUGUUAAGUGGGUUCAAGUAUAUUUUCUUUAAUAACAAAAUUGUAUUCAGUUGGGCCUCAGUUCUAAAACACAGUUGCACUUUUGCACAUGAUACAGAUAUUAGGCUUAUUAUUCAGAAGCAAAAUGUCUGAAUCUCUCACCUUUUUAGUAAUUUAUGAAAGUAUGAAUCAGCACAGUUUAUUUUAAUCUUUGUUCUAAGAGGGACAUAAUUAUAGAAGGUUAUUGUAUUUUAUAUUGAAUUGUAGUUUGCAGUUCUUGGCGUAAGAGUAGACAGGCAAUAGAUAGGAUUAGUUCUCUGCUUGCCAAAUGUGGUGGGAAAAUAGUUUCAGGAAAAUUGUCACGCUGAAAUUUUUGUAACAUCCCUUUUUCUUUUGUUAUUCUGUCAUAAUGCACAUAAAACAUUUGUUGGAGGUUUUCUGGGAAAAUUUAAGGUGUUGAUUCUGCAAUCUGAUCGUUUUCAAUAGAUUUGUGCAGCACUGCCCUGGGGCAAUAGGAGUCUGCAUAGUUAAGUCUUAAAACCAUGCAGAUGCUUCUUGUAGCGAAUAGGGUUCUUUUGAGGCUAGCGUUUAUGAGAAGGUCUGAUUAAAAGCUGCAAUCUUUAAGUUACAACUUCCCAACUGUUUAUGUAUAUGUCACUGUCUGUAGAUUUUUUUGUGUUUAAAAUAAUUUGAAUGCCUUACAGUAUAUUUAAAUUUUAUUUUUUUUUUCAAAUACAGAAAACCUUUUGGAAAAGAUACAAUAGUGUAGUAUAACACAAAGUGUAUUCCUCAUGAAUAUCUGGUUUUGUAUACUGUAUCCUGAGAAUUACUUUUAUAUUUAGCAAAAGUAAGUUUUAGCUUUUAUGUUUAAGAGAAAGUUGCCACUCCUUCAUUUGGGAAAUAAAUAUCUGUGCAAAAUGUCUUAUAAAUACUUUAUUAGUUGAAAAGGAAAUUCAGAAUAUUUUUGUUAGACCCUAGUACCUUUCUGGGUAUGCUUAAAUAAUAUUUUUGUUGUUAAGGAAGGAAGUUGUCUUGUUUUUUAAAUGUGGUAAAAAUAGAGAAUGGACUGAAAUGUCUUGAGUUUCUAGACUGAACUUUUUAUACAGAACUGUCAAAACAUAAUUAUUAUCAGUGAUACUGCGAAGAAGCUGUUAACGGUCAGUUAAAUCUUUUUCUUUAUGUGGGUAAAAAGAAGUUAGUUCAAAUAAAAGCAGCGCUAUGUACAUACACACAUAGGUUCUAGAUGCAGUCAGUUCCCUGCACACUCAGAUUUUUUUUGUUUAUUUCCCUUUGCAGCUUUAACUUUUGAUUUGCUAUAAUGCUCAAAGAAUAAAAAUCCAGCUGGGGGGUUUGUGGAUGAAAUGUUCAAGCUAGGUCAGGGUUUUUUCCGGUUUUGCAUUUUUUAAAACUACAAUUACUAUGGAAAUUGUUUGGCAAAAUACAGUAGUUUUUAAAUAAUAUGUGCGAGAUCAUCAGCUUAUCUUAAUACAUUUUUUUUAUUUUUGUUUCCAGAUUUUGUAGGAUGAAUCCUUAGUUUUCAUUCUAGCUUCUGUGUAUACUUAAUCCUGUAGGACUUCAGCGGAACAAUUUGUAGGGACGAAGCAUUUGAGAAACCUUGGUUAGUGUCUAACAACCUCUGGAUUUGUUUUCAUUUAUUGUCUGAUCAUUGAAUUUUAAAAGUGAUGGUUAUGUUCUAUAACAAUAGUUCAUAUGUCAUAGAAUGAAAUGGUUUGUAUUGGAAAAGGCAGCGCAAUACUUGCUGCCAGGGUUAGCUCUUAAUAUGCACAAGCACUCAAACCAUUUUUUUUCUGAAACGUACUAGAACAGUUAAAAAUCACUUAAACCCUAACACAGUCAGGCUAUUUGCAUCUAAUAUUACGUAUGAGGUAUUGAACUCUUCCUGAAAGAAACCAAUAAUAGAUUGUUGGGUUCUCCGCCUCUCCCCGCCCCCCCCCCCCACCCCCUGAAGGGUACAUUGUGUGAAGAAAUCGGGUUAGAGUUGGCAAAUGCACAUGCUUAAGCAUUUAAAAUUUUUAUUGUUGUUUUUUUAGUAUUUAUGACUAAAUCUUGUGCUGAGGAAAAAAAAUAGUUGUUCCUAUUUUAAAAUCUGUAAAAUGAAUGGUACAGAUGACUCUGGUACCAAACUUUAUAAUUAAGAAUCCCAUAUGGGUUAGUAGAACUGCUUGUAUAACUGGGGAUUGUAGAAUCUAUCCCCUAAGUAAAACACCUAGUAACAUAUGAAAAUAAGUCUGUUAUAACACUCCCGUGUGGACUACACACUUAUAAAAUAUUUUCUUUUAUAAAACACCAUUCUAUUUUUCAUAUGUUGUUGAUGGUGGCAUUUGGCACUAUUUAUUUUAAGCUGUGGCAUUACAUGUUUAUUUUCUUUAAAGAAAACCUGUUUUAUUUCUAACCAAAAUGUCUGACUAGCUCCUCCUUUUAUUUCAGUAAUGCUACAGUAUUAACUUGCUUUAUGAGUGAACUUUGUGCUUUGAAUGAGAUCGUAUAAAAUCUUUGUCUUGUCUUGAAAGCUCCCCUGCUGUGCAGUAGUCUAAUAGAAAUAAAACAUACAUAUAUUAAAUAUAAUGUAAAAAUGAUAGUGUUUGUAUGAUAUUUUUUCAAACUUUUCUUGUUACAGAUACAUAUAUAUAUAUAUAUGUUACAGUAGAUGGUACCUAUCUUGUGGACAGUUUACUGCUUCCAGUAGUUGAUUAUAGGUGAGUUUUCUUGACUGUAACAAAAGACAGUACAUUAAAAAAAAUCUUUUUUGUAUUAUUUGUCAAGAAUUUAUCUAAAAAUACUACAUCAGAGAUAGUCAUAAUUAAUCCAAAAGAGUGUUUUUAUCUAAAAUUUAAAAGCAAAUCUAAAAUUAUUUUCAAACUGAUGUGAAAAUAUCUGAAAAACAUAAAAAUAAUGAAGAGUUCCCAUUAUGGCCCCAGUCGUGUGAGCUCUUGUUUAUAGCUAGGCUGGGUUUUAUGUAAUUUCAGUGAUUUUGAGUGAACCUCCUAUACACAUGUGAAUAAAUAGUAAUCAGUAGGGUAUAUAAAAAUGACAUGCUCAGCUCACUUCUUACCCUUUCUGAAUGUCAUUGGUUUGGUAGCAGGGAAUAAUGUGUUUUUAUGCAACCCUCUUCUGUUGCACUCUAAUGAUCCAGUUUACCAAUUGUAUGAGCAAGCAAUAGACGUAUGUCAUCUUUUUGGAAUGAGCAGAAACUUUAAAAACAUGCCAAUAUACUGGAAGAUGAAAUACAGUAUUAGAAGUGUCUGAGAAGGCUGGUGUUUUAUUCGUGCUCCUGAUUAAGAAAGCCAUAGAGUGAAAUUCUUGACAGAGGCUUGGAAAUGGAGGAGCACUUCUUAUGCUAGUGGUUCUCCGCUAUCUCUGAAUGGGACCCAAAAUCACAGUGAUGUUUGUUUUCCGCAAUCUGUCCACUUAAUGUCCGUCUUCGCUGUUAUACAGUGAGAUGAGAAUCUUAAUGGUUGAAUUUGAAUGCUGGUGGUGAAUGCUGUGUCAGGUAUUUGAGCUUCUAGGAACAGGAGGUUGAUGUGAAGGAGAGUCAAUGAAAGCCUUCAAGUCUUGCUUUGUGGAGAGUUAAUUUAAUCUGGAAGUAAAGGUGUUGGAUAGCAGAGUUCAAAUCACUGCUUUUCCAUCACUUUUAAUACUUCUGUAACAGUCAAAAAUUUUUUCCAAGCCUGCCAUAUCCCCACAUCAUCUAGCCAGUGGCAGUGCUGGUCGUCUUAAUUUCUGAUGUCUGGUUUGGUCUAGGUGAAUAACUAAACCGUUCUGCCAAGAUCACCCAAGGAGAGAAAUACAGGCACUGGGCACGCCCAGUGGGGUGUUACUUAUGUUUCUGAACAUGACUCAACUAUAGAUUUUUAAGGUUCUUUUCCAAACUUUAUUCCCUUCCCCAAACCUUCUUCUUCAGUUGAUGUUUUUAAAAAAACGUUUCCCUUUCAAGUUCACUUCUGAAGUCCUAUGAUUCCUGUCGUCCACUGCUGCUGCUUCAUCUGUCCUGUUGUCUGUUCUACCAUCUUCCUGAUUUGAAGUCCUCUGUGUCUAGUUUUGCUACUGGCCAUUAGUUUGCAUCUUUGUUUGUGACUUUGCUAAACUCAACUCGUUUCUGUCUUCUCAAAUUUUAUCCCUCACCAUGUGUAAGCCUGUUUUGUCGUCCCCCCCCCGAUAAGUACUUAACCCCAUUGUUCUUCAUUCUGUUUUUCCAGCCCGACACCUUUGAUUUCUAGUUUUAAACAGAUUUUUUCACUGCCUCAAUCAUUCCCAUGACCUUGUCUUGACUAAAUACUGUUCACUUUAUUAUCUCUCAUUUCUAAAUUCCCUUUCUCUGAUCACUACCUGCUCUCUUUCAGCUUAUCUGUCUUUCUCUCUCCUCUACCCUGUCACUCACUCCUUUUGGGAUCUCCAGUCUAUUAACCUUUCUGACUCCUUUACUCUUCUCAGCUGCCUCCUUCCUUCAUUGGCCUCACUUCCUUUGACUCUCUGGUCUUUAUUUUCAUCUCUAUCUGCUUCUCUAUACAUGGUUUCUUUGGUUGCUUCUCACAUUGCCCUGUUUCCAUUCUUCUCCCCAGACAUUUUUUCUUGUAAUUUCUUAAUUUCCAUUCCUGCUUUUCCAAAUGUCUCUGAAGAGUAUGUCAGCACAACACAGCUUUGGACUCAGCUCUGUCUUACCUCUUAAUUUUCCUUCCAAAUGGACUUUUUAACCACUUCUAUCCCACCUUUUUUUUUCUGUUGUUGAGCUUGCUUGUGGAUUUGCUGUUCAUUUUAGUUCUCCAUUCAUUCUUGAUACAAAAUGUGUCUUCAAAACUGAUACUGAUUUUUACAUGAUGAGAUCUUUUUCAAAAUUGUUCCACUUCUCAGAAUCCGUUUCUGAACUGGGCUUCUCUGUUUAACUGUAUAAGUUUGCCCCUUUUAUUUCUGUAUCUUUGAUUCCUUUCUCCUUUCAUUGAAUGACUUCUUCCUGUAAAUCCCCCUUUCAUUUCCUUCACUAGUAACCAAGUUUUUUUCUUCUGUCUUGAAGGGGAUGGCACCCAUCACCCUAACUGCUACUCUUCUUUAAUACUUUGCCCUUUAUCCUCAUUUGUCAUCCCCUAAUUUCAUGUACCUAAACAUCCUUGCUCCAAUUUGUUUUCAAGUUUUUGGCUUUAAAAUUUAAUUUGAACACCCCAAAAAUCCAGUGCUUCCUUCCCCAGUUUGGUUGUCCCAUAGUUCUAUCUCCACAUGAUUCCUUGAGUAUCCAGCCACAGUCUCAGACCUGUUCAGAUUCGUAGAUAAGAGUUUUUAUUCCUAACUCCCUCUAGACUAUUUUCUAACAUCCCUGACAAUUUUACUUGCCUGUUUUCCAGGGCCACAACCUUUCUAUCUCUGACACUUUUCCCAUGCCUGCAUAUCAAAUGUCUCAAAGUUAGUAGUAUCAGAUUCCAGCCCUCUUCAUUAUCUGUGUUCUUUUUUAUCUUUUAUCUUCACUGUUUUAACCUCUGUGUCAUUUUGACUUCUUUUCUCCCUUCAAAGUAUCAGAAUUGACAGGACUACACUCCUGUCUUUGGGCUUUAGCUGUUUUGUGUGCUGAAGAAGAAACUCCACCAAAUUACUACUUGUUUUGUUCGGUUUUUUUUUUUUUUUAGACGCUUGAGUCCCUCAGAUUUGGUCUUAUUUCAGGACAAUAGAGCUGGAGUAGAUUCUGUUCCUCCAAGUACUUCAAAAGUGCUUGAAUUUGGGCCUUGAUUUUAUAUCUGAAGCAGUAGAAAACUAAGUUUUUGUCACUCAUUUCUUUGUGUUUCCUCUGUGUAACUUUGUCUUGUCUUGUUUCUGCAUGUACAGUUAACAGUGGUUUUCUUGUUACAACAACUUGAUUUCAGUGCUUUUACCAUUGCUUGAAAUAAGAAUGUGCUUAAGAGCUUCACUGGCUGGAUCCAGGGUGUUGGGCACAAUGCUCCUCUCUGUUACUGUCCCACCCUUACACUGGCUUCUCUGGUUUGCUGCCCUCUGUAUCUUGCCUAACUGAAGGUACGCUCUGUUAUGCUGCAGGGUAGUGUAGGUACAGUUGAGCCAGCUGCAAAUGAGGUAGCUUAUUUACCCUCUAGGUCUAGAAUUGAGUGUUGUGCUGUACUACUCUCUAUCCACACUACCCUCAUUUAAAGCUAAUUCAGGUCUGUCUGCAUGGUGGGGUGCAUGGCUUUCUGUGUCGGUGCACUAUCUGACUAUCAGUUUUAGCAGGCUUUCAUUUUUGGAAGACUGUGUUUGCAGAGAUUCACUGUUGAUCAAAUUGUCUGAUCUUUGCUCAUAAUUAUCCUUAUACGUAUGUUGAGGUUGAGAAGCAAAAUUCUCCAUGAAACGAAGAACUUUGGGGACUGUAGGAUAUAGAGCUGAAUAUGAGAUUGUUUGGUGUGUGUCAAUCACUGCUUAUUUGCACCAGAAUAAUUCUUUUCUUUUAGUGGAUCAGUUGCUUGUAGGCACAAAACAAAGACUUUUUUAGUAGUCUUCAGAUCUUAUGUUUAUUCUUUGUUGCCAGCUUGUGUCAUGUCAUACCAUUAGUUAAUUUGUUCUAGAACUGCCUUAAUGAUGGGUGGAGGCCUUACACCUUUGUCUAAUAGAAAUCUUCUGUCCAUACGGAAAUAAAAAUAAGAAAUCAGGUGCAUUGAGGCCUUCCUGAUAGUUGUGCUUGCUUUGCAUUUAAAUGCUAGCAACAGAAAGAGGCCUCAAACUGGACAGAAAUGGUCCCCAAGAUAGAGCAGAGAUGUUCUGGGGCUCCCUGCUUCCUCUCCACCUCCUAGCUCUUCAUUCUCUGGCUUCCCUGGGGCAUUUCCUGGGAACAUGGCACUGCCAGUGUAUUGAGGGCUAGUAGAAACUUGGAAACUCAAAUGUUGAUGCUAUCCUGCUUAUGUUCCUGUCAUGUUCUUUCUCAGUGAGAAUAGGAAAUCUCCCAUUUAAAAAUUACUGGGAAGAUCUUUAGGAUUGUUAAACAGUUGUUUAUUGCUCUUUACACAUUUAAAAAUGUAUGUUUGCUGUUACAGAGAUAAUUUUAAAUCAUGCAAGGGCUCUUAGUUUGCCUUUCAGUGUGUGGUGUUGGUACUCUUCUGCACACUUCAUUUGCCAGUUGUUUCUUUGAUUUCAGUCAUGCUGGGCUGUUGUAAAGAUGAUCAUUAAAGCUGAGUAUUGUAUUUUCUGGUAAGAUUUUGUUGGGAGAGGGGAAGAAGGGAAAUGUUUAUCAGUUUGUUUGAAUUUGGCUGCUGAUUGUGCUUGAAUCAAAUCAUAGAAUCAUUCAGGUUGGAAAGGACCUUGUGAGAGGUCUCUAGUCCAACCUCCUGCUGAGAGCAGAGUCAAUGCUGAAUUCAGACCAGGGCUCAGGGCUUCAGCCUGUUGGAUCUUGGAAACCUCUGGGGAUAGAGAUUGGGCAGCCUGCUCCAAUGCUUAGUUAGCUUCACUGUAAACCUUGUUUUCCUUAUGUUCAGUCAGAAGCUCCUCAGUUACAAAUUAUAGCUGUUGUUUGUUCUCCUGCCACUCCUCAAAUGUUCUUUGUAUUGCAAUAAAGGUAAGUCAAAUACUGAAACAGAGAACUUACGAUGUUUUAUUUUCUGAAACCGUUGUUGCAAACAAAUAAAUAUGUUCAUGUAGUACUUCUGUAUCCUGUAUGACGUGUACACUAUAUUCAUUUACUACUUGAGUGUAAAAUAAAAAUUUUGGCAGUAAAACUUGA
Molecule: messenger RNA, 10164 nt
Organism: Grus americana (Whooping crane)
Lineage: Eukaryota; Metazoa; Chordata; Aves; Gruiformes; Gruidae
Gene: NEK7
Product: NIMA related kinase 7
Exons: 10
Coding region: 1323-2231 (302 amino acids)
Biological process (GO): protein phosphorylation
Molecular function (GO): protein kinase activity; ATP binding
Source: RefSeq, a predicted model, not a curated record